AUGGAGGCCCCACAACCCCCUCAGGUUCACGUCCCUGGCGAAACAGAAUCAACCCAGGAAGCCAAUGUGACUGCCAUCUUAAAUCCCAACUCUACUGAAGUGGAGAUGGGAGGGACAGACCUAACAACGGGCCAGGAACCCGUCCAAGAUGCGACUCUUCCAGACACGCAAACAGAGCUAGAGUCCCCCGUUCCUGCAAAGAAGAACGCGGGCUUCAACUUCCUCGAUUUUUUGACAUCGCCUAUCGUUGAGAUUGUGAUUGGACAAGGUGGCGAGGAGACCGUACUAACAGCCCACCAAACUCUUUUGGUAGAGUCACCAUUCCUCGCAGAGUUGGUGGCCAAAUUCGAGGUGUCCGGCCCGCGACGCAUCAAGCUACAGGAGGAGAAUGUCGAUGCCUUUGGUUGCUUCCUCCAGUUCCAGUAUACCCGAGAUUACACUGUGACACCAUCAGAAACCCCCGGACGGACCACUGCGGACCAGAGUGGUGACCAAUUGCUGAGCCAUGCCCGCAUCUAUACUCUGGCAGAGAAGCUGGGGAUGCCCGUGCUCAAGAGCCUUGCACAUGGCAAAAUCCAUAAAGUUAAGAGCUCGCCUCAAGCAGAGCUUUCAUAUGCACGAUAUGUCUAUACCCAUACUCCAGCAACGGACAGAACCAUCCGGAAGCCCGUGGCAAAUUAUUGGGCAAACCAAAGUCACCUGCUGCGCCAUGAGGUUGGAGAUGAUUUCAAGAAACUUUGCCUCGAAGUGCCUGAGUUUUCUUUUGAUGUUUUGACUAUCAUCCUGGACCGCAAGGAAAAGAAUGGCUUGACCGAUGAUAUCAGGGGAAGUGCGCGUAAGCGCAGAAGAGAUAUCUAG
This is a messenger RNA of Penicillium paradoxum, 858 nucleotides long. RefSeq lists its product as uncharacterized. The transcript is spliced from 3 exons. Lineage: Eukaryota; Fungi; Ascomycota; Eurotiomycetes; Eurotiales; Aspergillaceae. The coding region runs from base 1 to 858 and encodes 285 amino acids. The record is from RefSeq and is a predicted model, not a curated record.